Molecule: messenger RNA, 3588 nt
Organism: Rhododendron vialii
Lineage: Eukaryota; Viridiplantae; Streptophyta; Magnoliopsida; Ericales; Ericaceae
Exons: 1
Coding region: 1-3588 (1195 amino acids)
Biological process (GO): DNA integration
Molecular function (GO): RNA-DNA hybrid ribonuclease activity; nucleic acid binding
Source: RefSeq, a predicted model, not a curated record
AUGGCCCUACAGGCCAUGAUUGCACGAUUCAGGUCUUACUUAAUGGAGGAAAGAAUGUAUAGGUCAUGUGAAGAAGAAGGUCCCUCACCGAUAGGAGCAGCGGAAUUCAUCUAUGAAGACGAAGGCCUUGCAAAAGGCCCUGACGUGAUACAAAUGGAGGACUUAGACGCAGCCCCAGCUAAGAUGGACGAUUUGAAGGCCGACGUUCAGGAUCCUUUGCAAGAAAUCAACUUGGGAGAUUCCGAGAACCCCAGGCCUGUGUACAUCAACCAGCUCUGGCCCGAUGAGGUAAAAGAAAAACUCAUUCGUCUCGUGACGGAAUUCAAAGUUUGCUUUGCAUGGGAUUAUGAUGAGAUGCCAGGCCUCCCAAGGAAUUUGGUCGAGCACAAGCUGCCAAUACAACCGGGAUUCACGCCGUUCAAGCAACCUCCAAGGAGGAUGUCAAGUGAAGUGGAGCUCAAGGUCAAGGAGGAGAUCGAGAGGCUUCUUAAGGCUGGCUUCAUUCAAACGGCAAGGUACGUGACUUGGCUUUCUAAUAUUGUCCCAGUGGUCAAAAAGAAUGGCAAGAUUCGAGUUUGCAUAGAUUUUAGAAAUUUGAACCUUGCUUCGCCAAAAGAUGAAUACCCGAUGCCAUUGGCCGACUUGAUGGUUGAUGGAGCGGCAAAGCAUAAGUUGUUGUCUUUUAUGGAUGGGCAUUCGGGUUACAACCAGAUCUUCAUCAACGAGGCCGAUACCGCCAAAACAGCAUUUAGGUGUCCAGGGGCUUUAGGGACAUUUGAGUGGGUGGUGAUGGCAUUCGGCCUGAAAAAUGCGGGAGCCACAUAUCAACGGGCCAUGAACGCCAUUUUCCAUGACUUUAUCGGCCGUUUCAUGGAAGUCUACAUUGAUGACGUGGUGGUAAAAUCUCAAUCCGACGAGGAGCAUUUGGAACAUCUCCGAAAGGCUUUUCAAAGAAUGAAAGAGUUCGAUUUAAAGAUGAACCCUUUGAAAUGUGCCUUUGGGGUAUCCGCGGGAAACUUUCUCGGAUUUUUGGUUCAUCAGCGAGGAAUUGAGGUCGACAAGAACAAGUCGAAGGCCUUGAUGGAAGCAAAACCUCCGUCAACAAAGAAGGAGUUGCAGCAGCUCCACGGAUCCCUAAACUACUUGAGGAGGUUCAUUUCGAACUUAGCAGGGAGAGUCAAGGCAUUUUCUCCAUUACUAAAGAUAAAGGACCAAGAGGAUUUCAUUUGGGAGGCCUGUCAUCAGGAGGCCUUCGAAGCAAUUAAAGGGUAUCUAGCGCGGACCCCGGUUUUGAUGCCUCCAAUUAAGGAUAGGCCAUUGAAAUUAUAUAUUUCUGCGGCUGAGGAUUCGGUUGGAAGUUUGCUGGCCCAAGACAAUGAGCAAGGCAUGGAGCAAGCGGUUUAUUAUUUGAGUAGAUUGUUGACUCCCUGUGAAAAACGAUAUUCUCCUAUCGAAAAAUUAUGUCUUGCCUUGUACUUUUCAGCAAUAAAAUUGAGGCACUACAUGUUGCCCGUUUCUGUUUACAUCAUGAGUAAAACGGACUUAAUCAAAUACUUGUUAACUCGGCCUAUCUUAAGAGGCCGAAUUGGCAAGUGGUCCUUGGCCUUAAUGGAAUUUAGUUUUUGUUACGUUCCUCAAAAAGCGGUGAAAGGCCAGGCCUUGGCAGAUUUCCUAGUUGAUCACCCAUGUUUGGAGGUCAAUGAUGAAAUCAGCCCAGGCUUGGACGUGAUGGAGGUAUCUGUAAAACCUUGGAAGUUACUUUUUGACGGAUCCAAAACGCAAGAGGUGUCAGGAUGUGGGAUUAUAAUAAUUUCUCCUGAAGGCCUGAAAACUGAAUGUUCCUUCCAAUUCGAUUUUCAGUGCACGAAUAAUCAGGCCGAGUACGAGGCAGUGGUGAUAGGCCUUGAGAUUUUGAGAGAAUUAGGGGCCGGAACCAUUGAAGUAAUAGGAGACUCAAGCCUUGUGAUAAACCAUAUAGCAGGCACGUUCAAAUGUUAUAGCGAAGAUUUGGCGCCGUACUAUAUGGCCGCAAUGCAACUUGUACACGAUUUUGACGAUGUGACGGUAAGGCACGUACCAAGGAGAAUGAACGAGGAGGCUAAUAGUUUAGCUCAGGCCUCAACAGGCCUGAAGCUUUUUCCAGGCACCUUGUCUAGGGCCGUGACGGUCCAAAAGAAAUUGUUGCCCUCUGUCCGAAGGAGAGGGUUAGGUCUGCCAGCGUUUAUAGUAGAGCCACUCGAGCCAACGAUCGAGGAUAUUCAACGAGAAGAUGGGCCACAGCAGAGUGGUUGGCGUGAUCCCAUCAUUUCGUUCCUCAAAAAUCCGUGUACCAAGGUAACAAAAAAGACUAGGAGGAGGGCCAUUAGCUAUCUUUUGAUAGGAGAUGACCUGUACAAAAAGAGUCUAGAGGACGAUUUACUCCUUAAAUGCCUUGACGGGGUGGAAGCUUUGAGAGUGAUGGGUGAGGUACACGAGGGUGUUUGUGGUGCUCACCAAUCAGGUGUCAAAAUGAGAUGGUUGAUUAGGAGGUAUGGAUAUUAUUGGCCACGGAUCCUUGAAGAUUGCAUCCGGUAUGCUAAAGGAUGCCAGGCCUGCCAGGCCCAUGGCCAGGUUCAACACGUGCCAGCAGCCAACUUCCAGGCCGUGAUUAAGCCAUGGCCUUUUAGGGGAUGGGCAGUGGAUCUAAUAGGGAUGAUACACCCGCCGUCGUCUAAAAACCAUACUUUUAUUUUAGUGGCCACGGAUUACUUUACUAAAUGGGCCGAGGCCAUCCCAUUAAAGACUGUGAACCAGCAGGAUGUCAUUAAGGCCAUAAGGGAGAGGAUCAUUCAUCGAUUCGGCAUUCCCCAACACUUGGUGGCCGAUAGAGGAUCGGUUUUCUUCGGAAAGGAGGUCCAGGCUUUUUGUAGCCAAUACCACAUUAACCUAUCCCAUUCCACCCCCUACUAUGCUCAAGGAAACGGCCAAGCGGAAUCUACCAACAAAACCUUGAUUAAGAUAGUAGAGAAAAUGGUUGAGGAGAAACCGAGAGUAUGGCAUGAGCUUCUGUCCGAGGCCUUAUGGGCCUAUAGGACGUCCAAGAGGGAGGCCACUAACGUUACUCCUUAUAUGUUAGUGUAUGGCCAUGACGCAAUACUACCGAUGGAGGUCACCGUUAGGUCAACAAGGUGGGCUUACCAGAAUGGCCUUGCCCCAGCAGAAUAUUCCCAGGCCAUGCUCAUGGAAUUGGAAGAUUUAGACGAAAUAAGGUUAGCAGCCUUCGACCAUAUGGUGGUCCAAAAACAACGGGUGGCCAGGGCCUACGACAAGAGGGUCAGAAGGAAAAGCUUCUCAGAAGGAGAUUUGAUCUGGCAAACCGUAUUACCUUUAGGUACGAAGACUGCCAAGUAUGGGAAAUGGUCUCCGACGUGGGAAGGGCCCUACCAGAUCUGCCAGGUCUUUAGGGGUAACGUGUAUCUCCUUACGGACUUGGAUGGUAAAGUCCAUAAGCACACCAUUAAUGGCAAGUUUUUAAAACAUUAUUAUCCUACCGUAUGGGAGAUGGGGGAUUUUAAUGAGAAACUGCCAUCUCAAAAUAUAAGCGCAUAA